GUUUCAAAUCACUUUAAUCAAUGUUUCACCCAAUCUUCUUCUUUCACCGACAGCACAGCAAGAGAGAGUUUCAAGAUCAUCCUUGAAGCUCUCUCUGACAAUCAAAUCCCAAGAUGGCUAAUUACUACGAGCAUUACCAGAUCCCAUACGACUCCAACCAGGUUAAUAAUCUCUAUGAUCAUAACUAUUAUGAUAACUAUCAACAGCAGCAGUUUGGUCUCAAUCCAAUGAGUUAUGAUUCAAUGAGUUAUAACAGUGGUUAUAAUAAUUGGAAUGGCUCAUAUGACUAUGAGACAACCUUUGCAUCUGUUGCUUACUCUGUUUCCACCAUAUCUGAGCCAAAACAUUUGUUCUAUGAUCCAAAUGUCUACACAACCUACGAGUCUCCUCCUCAGUUCAGUAUCUACCGCUCUGUUCAAGCCUUCAACGAGCCGGAAUUCGAGGAGUAUGAUCCGACACCGUACGGUGGUGGCUAUGAUAUAGUUGCAACAUAUGGGAAACCUCUUCCUCCAUCAGUGAAAAUCUGUUACCCUCCUUCAACCGCUGCUCAGGGAAACCCUCCUUCUCCUCCAGAGGUUAUAGCUCCUGUUCCUUUAGGAGUUUAUGAUGGUGGUGAAAAGAAAGUUGUAAAGAAACGUGUAACAUUCUCUGAACCAUUAGAGGAAGCUAGACCAUUGGAAACCGUUAAAGAAGAUGAUCAUCAAGAAGAAAAAGAAGAGGGAGAUGAAUCAGAUGAAGAUGAGGAGGAAGAAGAAGAUGAUAGUUCAAGCAAUGGAAGUACUACUAAACCUGAAAGUGUCGAUACAGGAGAAGUGAGAGCUGUGUAUGUACCAUCUGGUUACGGCUUAGAAGCGACGGAUAUAUGCGAGGUGAUAUUCGGAGGAUACUUUCCUUGUGUCUCACGUAACAAAAGACGCCAGGAGGAUGAUGAGAAGCGUGCGGCUGAAGUUUCUUGCUGGGAAAGCACUGAUUCUGAUCCGUGGAAGACUACUUCUGACUACCUUUUUGGGGAUUCGUAUCCGUAUGGUUAUGAGAAUAGGCUCGAAAGAAGUCAAUUUGAGGUAUCUUCUUAUGGUUACCAGAGGUAUUAUUAA
Messenger RNA from Eruca vesicaria subsp. sativa (arugula), 1094 nucleotides. The record is from the annotation of a GenBank genome assembly. NCBI's taxonomy places the organism in Eukaryota, Viridiplantae, Streptophyta, Magnoliopsida, Brassicales, Brassicaceae.